Messenger RNA from Cokeromyces recurvatus, 1692 nucleotides. RefSeq lists its product as uncharacterized. The coding region runs from base 344 to 1546 and encodes 400 amino acids. The transcript is spliced from 4 exons. Gene Ontology annotation, molecular function: DNA-binding transcription factor activity; protein dimerization activity. The record is from RefSeq and is a predicted model, not a curated record. NCBI's taxonomy places the organism in Eukaryota, Fungi, Mucoromycota, Mucoromycetes, Mucorales, Mucoraceae. Gene Ontology annotation, cellular component: RNA polymerase II transcription regulator complex. Gene Ontology annotation, biological process: positive regulation of transcription by RNA polymerase II.
AGAAAGAAAGAAAAAAAAAGAGAGAGAGAGAGACGCCAAAUAGAAAGCAUUUCAAAUAAGUUGUUUAAUUUUGAAUAAUACAAUGAUAUCUUUGCUGAUCAAUUUAUUGAAAAUAGAAUGGCUGUACUACAGUAAAUAGAUGUAAAUUGAUAUCUCGUUCCUUCUCCCCCCCCAACUCCCCCUAAAAUAAUUAUUUAUACAGUGUGUAUCGCACUAGCUUUUUUUGAGUCUUCAUUAUCCCCAAAGGAAAAUAAUAUAAAAAGGAAAUAGACAUCCACUCCAGCCUUUCUCCCUCUCUCUCUCUUUUCUAUUUUUUUUUAUCUCUUUUCUACUAUUGGUUUAUAUGCCUUCCGAAAAAUUUAGGAUCAAUACGAAUGGUCAAUCAUUACGAAAUCCGAGUAAUAUAUUUUUUGAUAUGACGCUUUCGGCUAAUUUGACAUUGGACGAAAGUGAUGUAUCAGCAAAUAAUGAUAGAAGAAAUGCUCAUAAUGCUUUAGAGCGUCAACGCCGAGAAUUGCUCAAUGUUAAGUUUCAGCAACUUGCACAUGCACUUCCCUCCCUUCAAACAGUGCGUCGACCUAGUAAAACUAUGAUUGUUGCAAAGUCACUUGAAUUUGUAUCUUCAAGUAUGAAACGAGAAUCAAAAUAUACUUCAGAGAUUCAAAAAUUACGCUUAGAAAACGAAAAACUCAAAAGACAAGCUCAAGCUGCAUCUAACCAUUUAAAAGAGCAAUUAGGUCAAGAAAUUGAAUCAUCAUCUACUUCUUUUGUAUCGAAAACAAAUAAGAUAUCAUCUCUUAAAAGAAAAGCGGGUUCAGAAGAACAACCAUCGUUUUCAUCAUCUACCCCUGAAAAAUUUACGCGUGAUACUGAUCAAAAUACUAUUCAUAAAAAAAAGAAGAAAACGCAAAAACAGCGAAUAACUCCAGUAAAACAAAAGACUACUACUACAAAGUCUUCUUCCAGGCAAUCUAAUCUUGCUGCUUCUGAUACUAUGAUACCUAUUCCUAUUACUACUUCGUUACUUGAGACACCUUGGCAGCAGUCUUUUUCGAAUCAAACAACUAUAAAUUCAUACCAUGAUAAUACCCAACCUUCUUCUAUUGCAUACUUAGAUAUCGCAGUAUCAACUCCUUAUACCUCGUCAAGUGAAGCAUCAAAUGACAACCUGAUGUUUAUGCCAUCUACUACGAAUACUACGAAUACUACAGCUACUACUACUACUACUUCUACUUCUACUAAUUCAUACAACCUUAACAUCCAACAUCAAACUAAUUCUUCAUUACUACCACUACCUAUGAGAGAAAGAUCGUUUCCUUUAUCAACAGUAACACAGCCAAAUAAUAUUCAUCCUAUGAUUUUUACACCGUAUUAUAUGUCACCUCCUGUUACUGGAGAUAAAGGUAAUAAAAGGAUGAAUUUUUGUAUAAUCAUCAUCAAACUAAUACCCUUAAUAUAUAUGUAUGUAGCUUCAUAUAAUUCUGACACGUUUGAACAUCAAUGUCAACAAAAUAGUAGUAGCAGUGAUCAUUUCUAUUUGACCUAACUAUUAUUUGUUGUUUAUUAUUACUGGUAUAUGAUAAAUAACGAAAAAAUCCAACAAGAUCAAAUUAUAGUUCAUCUUUUUUAAUAAACUCUAAAUGUACAUAAAUAAUAUGAACAAAUCAAACAAAUACCUAGUUAAAACGUUCU